Cotesia congregata is the source of this 711-nucleotide messenger RNA. Lineage: Eukaryota; Metazoa; Arthropoda; Insecta; Hymenoptera; Braconidae. The record is from the annotation of a GenBank genome assembly.
AUGAAUAUUGUUCGGAUAAAUAGAAAAAAUGUUAUGAUUCUUAUCCUGUCUCUAAUAUUUAAUUCAGUUAAGCAAGUUGAUAUGGGAUAUGAAAAUUAUUUUGCAGAGGGUAUGAUGAGUCACGCUUUCACAAAUGUUACUCCAGCUAACAGUAAUAAAAAACAGGAUGAUUUAUAUGGUUCAUGUCCAAUUGGUAAGUUAUGUACAGAUCUAGGAGGUGAUUGUUUGAAGUGCGAUCUUGAUCCUCAUUGUGAUUAUGGAUCGAUGUAUACUAUCAACUGCACAGUUCCUGAUUCGGUUGAUUGUGUGGGUGAGAAAUCAUUUACUAAGCAAUAUAUAUGCAGAUAUUGCUAUCAAACACAUCAUUGGGAACACAAAUGUCAUUUAAAGAAUUCAUGUAAUUCUGUAGCUUCACCUCCGCAAUAUUAUAGAACUAAUUGCACAGUAAAUAGUGAUAUAAUAUGCUUGGGAAGACGUAAGUUCAUGAAAAAUCUUCGCUGUAAUUGGACUGGAGGAUAUAAAUGGUCAACAGCAUUAAUCUUAAGUAUAACACUAGGUGGUUUUGGAGCUGACAGAUUUUACCUAGGACACUGGCAAGAAGGUAUUGGAAAACUAUUCAGUUUCGGCGGGUUAGGUGUGUGGACACUAAUAGACGUGAUGUUAAUUUCUAUGCGAUAUUUAGGACCAGCAGAUGGUUCUUUAUACAUUUAA